Coprinopsis cinerea okayama7#130 is the source of this 453-nucleotide messenger RNA. RefSeq lists its product as hypothetical. NCBI's taxonomy places the organism in Eukaryota, Fungi, Basidiomycota, Agaricomycetes, Agaricales, Psathyrellaceae. The transcript has 2 exons. Bases 1 to 453 code for a protein of 150 amino acids. The record is from RefSeq and is a predicted model, not a curated record.
AUGUCUAAGCGACCACGAAGGGAGGGAAACACUAGCAGCAUCGUCACCUCUACCCAUGGCCAGAUACGGGUGACUGUACGAACGGAAGUCGACGUCAAUGUGCCAGGUGGUUAUGACGGGGAAGAAAAGGAAGUGAUGGAGCGUAUAUUGGAUGUCAUUGUUGUGGAUCAUGAGCGCCUCCGACUGGACACUGACAGGGCUCUCGAUGCAAUGGUGGACUUAUCGGACAAGUGGAACCGCUUGGAGGAUAAGCUCGAAGAGAUACACGGUGACAAGUACGAAGAGUCGUUGGUGAAUUACCCACAAGAGGUGAACUUGGCGAUGGAGGAACUUCGUGAAGCCCUGAAAACCGUGAGGGAAAAAGUGGGCGCCAAUGGGGACUGGAUAAGACUAAGUCAGGCGAGAUUGAUUAGGACAAAUAAAGAGGAGAGUGUUGUCAGUGUAGAGGACUAG